AUGUCUGAGGAAAAGUCUCGAGUCUCUGGCGAGGUUGCCCGCGGGGAAUCCUCGUCCCCUAUCCUGCCGACUGUCAAUCCUCAGGUCGAAAAGCCUCAACCCCCCAAGUCCAUGAUUCACCCGGCCUUCUAUGUGGUUGUUUGGAUUGGUUUCUCUUCGUCGGUUAUUCUGUUCAACAAAUGGGUUCUGGAUACCUUGCAGUUCCGUUACCCCGUUAUCCUUACCACCUAUCACAUGGCCUUUGCGACUAUCUGCACCCAGCUCAUGGCUCGAUUCACCACUCUUCUCGAUGGCCGAAAGACCGUUAAGAUGACUGGCCGUGUUUACCUGCGUGCUGUUGUGCCCAUUGGCCUGUUCUUCAGUCUGAGCUUGAUCUGUGGCAACUUGACCUACCUCUACCUGUCGGUUGCUUUUAUCCAGAUGCUCAAGGCCACCACUCCUGUCGCUGUCUUGAUCGCUGGUUGGUCUCUUGGUGUGUCGCAGCCCAAUCUGAAGCAGUUCCUCAACGUUUCCGCCAUCGUCGUUGGUGUCAUCAUUGCUUCCUUCGGCGAGAUCAACUUCGUUUUGGUCGGUGUCUUGUAUCAGAUUGGUGGCAUCAUCUUUGAAGCUCUCCGCCUUACCAUGGUUCAGCGACUUCUCAGCUCUGCUGACUUCAAGAUGGACCCUCUUGUCUCCUUGUACUACUUUGCUCCUGUUUGCGCUGUCAUGAAUGGUGUUGUUGCGCUCCUGUGGGAGGUCCCCAAGGUUUCCAUGGCUGAGGUUUACCACGUCGGUCUCUUCACCUUUUUCCUUAACGGUCUCUGCGCCUUCAUGCUGAACGUUUCUGUCGUCUUCCUGAUUGGCAAGACUUCUGCUGUCGUCCUCACCUUGUGCGGUGUCCUCAAGGACAUCAUGCUCGUUGCUGCCUCUAUGAUGAUUUGGGGUACGCCUGUCACUCCUCUGCAGUUCUUCGGUUACUCCAUUGCUCUGGGAGGCAUGGUCUACUACAAGCUUGGUUACGAUCAGCUCAAGGGCUACAUGGGCGAGGCUAGCCGACAGUGGGCAGAGUUUGGUGCUCGCAAGCCUAUUUUGCGCAAACUUGCCAUCAUUGUCCUCUCCGUCUUCAUCUUCUUCUCGCUGUUCACUGCCAUGGCUCCCUCUUAUGCCUAUGACCCGAGCAAGUUGACGAACACGGUUGCAGGCCAUCUUGGCAAGACGGGUUCCCAAUAA
Pochonia chlamydosporia 170 is the source of this 1209-nucleotide messenger RNA. RefSeq lists its product as hypothetical. NCBI's taxonomy places the organism in Eukaryota, Fungi, Ascomycota, Sordariomycetes, Hypocreales, Clavicipitaceae. The coding region runs from base 1 to 1209 and encodes 402 amino acids. Gene Ontology annotation, cellular component: Golgi apparatus; trans-Golgi network; endosome. Gene Ontology annotation, molecular function: antiporter activity. The record is from RefSeq and is a predicted model, not a curated record. The transcript has 4 exons.